Toxorhynchites rutilus septentrionalis is the source of this 2659-nucleotide messenger RNA. RefSeq lists its product as uncharacterized. Gene Ontology annotation, biological process: chromosome segregation; cell division; regulation of microtubule polymerization or depolymerization. Gene Ontology annotation, molecular function: microtubule binding. The transcript has 2 exons. NCBI's taxonomy places the organism in Eukaryota, Metazoa, Arthropoda, Insecta, Diptera, Culicidae. The record is from RefSeq and is a predicted model, not a curated record. Bases 89 to 919 code for a protein of 276 amino acids. Gene Ontology annotation, cellular component: outer kinetochore; mitotic spindle; spindle microtubule.
AAAACAAAAACGCUAAAAACAUUACCGGUAGUUUUCAAAUCAUAAUAUACGUAUUGUGAAACGUUAUUAAACCGCGCAAAUAUUCACAAUGGAAGAAAUUCAAACUCGUUUAGGGAAGCAGUUUGAAUUGAUCAAUCGAAUAGAAGUGUUUCUCGAUUUACAUGCUUGUAAAUCACACAUUCUUCCACAACUUAACGAAUUGCACCUAUGUUCCCGCCAAGGUUCAGCAGCAGUUGGAGGUGCGAAGAAGGCUCUCGAGAUCUUCCGAAGAGAGAUUGGUCCUAAAUAUGCCACAGUAAUACGAAAGAUGCGCCGAAAUGAACUGCUGCUGUUGGAUUUACUGGAACAACUUGAAACUAGCGGAGGCAGUAAAGUUAUCCAAGAUAAGAAUGAUAACGUCGAAGGGGGUACUCUUUCGAGCAAGCAGAUGCAAUCGAAUCCUGGGCACGGAUUGAGUUUGAUGACGGCAGAGAAAAUAUUUCUUUCUGAAUAUCAGAAUUCUCCGUUUGUGACUAAAAUGAAACCGAGAUGUUUGUCGUUUUUGGACUUUAACAUCGAUAUUCUCGAAGAGGAUUUUCAACAAAUCCCAAAGUAUAUGAGAGGUCGAGAAACUUUGGAUGAAUUGGCUGAAUUUUUGAAAUCGGUGAUUCUGUCUUGUUUUGAAGAAAAGUACUCUUUAAUGUAUAAACAAAAGAAAGCUGUAACAAGCCAGCAAGAUUUAGCUUUAUGGAAGAUAUACAACCAACAGCAAGAUGUGUUUCCAAAUAGUAAAUUCAUUACACAAGGCGACAUCGCUAGGAAAAUGGGAAGACUGAUCGAUAAAAAGAUAAAUGUUAAACUUCAAAUGUUGCGUCAUUUACACAUUCUACAGGAGACCAGAAAUGGAGGCACCGUAUAUUAUUUAUGGAUCCGUGGAUGAUAACUGUCUGUAAAAACAAAAAAAAAAAGUACAAAUCUAUUAUUAUUUUAUUGCAUCUACAUUAAGAAAUAAUGAAUAUUGAUUCUAACACGUAAUUUAUUUUAAGUAAAAAACAAGAAGUGGGUUAUAUCUUUGAUAUAACCGCAAAGUAGACGUAGAACUACCGCUAUCUGGCUAAUUAUUUUCUUCAGAUCGCACCGUUUUGCCGUUAAAGGUAUCUUUAAAGUAUUUUCAAGCAAAAUGUUUUCAUACAGUACUUUCAUCCGGAAGAAAUACACUCCAAAAUGCUCGAAAUGGCCCGAAAGAUGCUUCCGGAAGGAGAUUCAAAACGUCGGAUUGUGGCAGACCUCGGUAUUUCUGAAGCAGCUCUGAUGAAGAGGUUCUUAUUUUUUAAAUAAUUCUGUGAUUUGAAUCUUUCUAUUAUGGACUUCUCAACUUCUGCAAUGAUGUGUCAGCGAGUACCUUGGGCGGUUCGGGCCAAUAUUUAAGAGUGAGCAGUCUGAGAAACAGGCCCACCAUUGCAGAACAUUGGACUAAGCGAAUCGAUGGUUCUUGGUGUUUGUUUUUGCGGAAGACAACAAAAUCCAGCAUGAAUCCAACCAGGUUACACAACAGGCACGGAACGAUUAGACAUUUGGCUUCAUGAGAAUGCAUCGUGUGUCUUUUAGAAACCUACUCUAAAUCAACCAGAAUCGUGGGAUUCAACAAGGAACAAGCCAUCAAUAUCCCACCCCCUCUUAGAUUAUGCCUUCACGCGCUACUAAUGAUAAAUAAUUGAUUUUUGUUACAAGUUAUCUCAAGAUUUCAAUUCAAUAAGGCGUGAUACACAAAUUACGUAACGCUAAAAAUGCGGUGACAAAAUCAUAGGAUAGGUUCCGGGGUCGGACAAGAUUAAAUUCAACUUGUUGAGGAAUCUUCCCGACUUGGCAAAACAGCGUUUGCUGAACUUGUUCAACAAGUUUCUGGAGCUGAAUAUUGUCCCGCAUGACUGGAGACAAGUGAGAGUGAUAGCCAUACGGAAACCCAACAAGCCGGCUUGUGAUCACAACUCGUAUAGGCCGAUUGCAAUGUUAUCCUGUAUUCGUAAAUUGUUAGAGAAAAUGAUUCUACUUCGUUUGGACAAGUGGGUCGAAACGAACAAUUUGCUGUCAGAUACGCAGUUUGGCUUCCGCCGAGGUAAAGGGACAAAUGAUUGUCUAGCGCUGCUAUCUUCUGAAAUCCAAAUCGCAUUUGCUCGCAAAGAACAAAUGGCUUCCGUUUUUCUCGAUAUCAAAGGGGCAUUUGAUUCAGUUUCCAUGGAAAUUCUCUCAGAGAAGCUUCAUAAUCGUGGACUUUCACCUAUUCUCAACAAUUUACUGCCAGAAAAGCACAUGAUUUUCUCUCAUGGCUUCUGCAAUCCCUCUGUCAUUUUUGAUCUGUCCAUGCGACAAAAAAUCCAUGGAAUCCCAGAUCAUCUACGCUCCGAUUCUAUUCUGCCGAUAUUUUCGGCAGAAUAUGGGAAAGUUAGAUCUGAUAAAAUGUUCUUUACUGACGGUUCAUUCAGAAACGGGUCCACUGGCUUCGGCAUCUUCAAUGAAAAUUCCAGUGCCUCUUUCAAACUCAAAGAUCCUUGUUCCGUGUAUGUCGCUGAACUGGGUGCGAUAUAUUACGCAUUAGGGAUCAUUGAAACAUUGCCCAUCGACCACUAUUUUAUUUUUUCAGACAGUCUCAGCUCAAUAGAGGCAAUCCGCUCAAUAAAAG